Rhodotorula graminis WP1 is the source of this 5971-nucleotide messenger RNA. RefSeq lists its product as uncharacterized. The transcript is spliced from 12 exons. Bases 1 to 5880 code for a protein of 1959 amino acids. NCBI's taxonomy places the organism in Eukaryota, Fungi, Basidiomycota, Microbotryomycetes, Sporidiobolales, Sporidiobolaceae. Gene Ontology annotation, molecular function: ATP binding; ATP hydrolysis activity; DNA binding. The record is from RefSeq and is a predicted model, not a curated record.
AUGGGGUCCAGGUUGGACCGCCUCAUCCUCCUCCUCGACACGGGCUCGACCCCGUCCGUCCGCCUCACCGCCGCCCGCCAGCUCGGCGCCAUCGCCGCGACCCGCGUCUCGCACCCGUCCACGGCCAACCACGGCCAUGCGAGCGUCUCGGUCGACGUCAAGCUCGAAGAGGGCGCAGCUGCCGGCAACAAGGAGGGCAUCUGGCGCGGCGUAGACGGCGAGUGGGACGAGGUGGCCGGACUCGUCGCGAGGGUACUGCCUUACCUCCAGUCCCGCUCGAUGGAAACUCGGCAAGCCGCGGCGGCCGCCCUCGGCUUCAUCUCGCGCGGCGUCGGCAUCUGGGACCCGUCGUCGACCGCCCCCUCUUCCGCCCUCGUCAAGGCCGAGUCGUCCCUCCCCUCCAUGACGACAGACGACACCCUCUCGUCGGCCAUGUCCCUUCGCGACCUCGACCUCGCCCGUGUCCUGUCCGAGGGCGCCCUCCUUCUCGGCAGCUCCGGCAAGGAGUACGGCAAGCUGUCCGCCCUGUCGGCCGAGGAGCUCGCGCGAGCGCAAAAGGACGCGCUCAAGAACCUCGGGCUCGGCUUUGGCGGCGGCGACGACGACAUUGGCGUCGACGUCGGCGCAGAGCUCGCCGCCGGCGCCGCAGAUGCGCCCGCCACCGCGACCGAGCCCGCCAAGCCCAAGCUGCCGCCGCCGCGCUUCAAGCCUGGCGGGGGCGACGUCGUCUCGCCCGCUGCCCCGUCGGGCACGGCGUCGCUCGCGUCGUCGGCCGCACCCUCCCCUGCUCCCGUCGCCUCCACCUCUGCCGCACCCUCGCCCGCCGCAGCCGCGACCGAGGACGACGAGUUCGCCGGCCUGUCGGCGCGCGAGCGCAACAAGCUCAAGCGCAAGCGCAAGGCCGAGGGCAAAGCCGGCGUCGCGCCGAGCGCUGCGCCGACCCCGGCCGCCAAGAAGGCUCGCACGGCCGCGCCUCCUCCCGCCGCCGCCGCCGCCGCUUCCUCUUCCUCCUCCUCGGGCGCUCCUGUCAUCAAGACCGACCCGGACGCGCCCGCUGUCGACCAGGACGCCAAGGUCGUCGUCGACCCGGCCGCCAAAGCGGCCGAGCGCGCUCGUCUCGGCGGCGAGAUCCAGGCCAAGGAGGCGGCCGAGCGGGCCGAGUUCGCCGUCAAGGUCGGCGAGUGGCCCUGGCGUGCGUGCGUCGAGCGGCUCGCGGUCGGGCUCCUCGCGCCGGCGUGGGAGACGCGGCACGGCGCGGCGCUCGGGCUGAGGGAGGUCUUGCGGCUACAGGGAGGAGGAGGGGGCAAGCUCGAGGGUCUCGCGCGCGUGGAGAACGAGGAGCGGCACAGGAGGUGGUGCGAGGACCUGGCGGUCAAGCUCCUGUGCGUGUUUGCGCUCGACCGCUUCGGCGACUACAUCUCGGACCAGGUCAUUGCGCCCGUGCGCGAGACUGCUGCUCAAGCGCUCGCCGUCCUCCUGCCCUACAUGCCCGCCAGCUCGGUCAACGAGGUGGAGCGCGUUCUCGUCGCCAUGGUCCACCAGCACGGCUCGGUCCGCUCGAGCGAGGGCGAUGGCGUACCAGCCGGCCGCAAGUACGCCUGGCAGGUCCGCCACUCGGGCCUGCUCGGCCUCAAGUACUUUGUCGCCGUCCAGGGCGACCUCGUCCGGGGCGUCGAGCCCGUCAAGCCCGAGUCGCCGUCGGUCAAGAUGGAGGACGACGUCAAGCCGGUCGUCUUCUCGUCGUCGGGUCUCCUCAAGUCGAUCGUCAACGCCGCACUCGUCGGUUUGCGCGACCGCGACGACGACGUGCGCUCGGCGGGUGCGGCGACGCUCGUCCCUCUCGCUGACGCGCUCGUCGAGCAGCUCCCGAGCGAGAUGAAGGAGCUCGUCGACGUCCUGUGGGCGUGCCUGGGCGACCUCAAGGACGACCUCGCGAGCUCGGUCGGCGGCGUCAUGGACCUGCUCGCCAAGCUCUUGAGCUUUCCCGCCGUCCUCGACCUGCUCCAGUCGCCGUCGAUGGAGACGCCCCUUCCUCAGCUCAUCCCUCGCCUAUUCCCCUUCUUCCGCCACACCAUCACCUCCGUCCGCCUCGCCGUGCUCAACACCAUCCUCGUCUUCCUCGAGCUCCCCUCGAUCGAUCCCUCGUGGGUCGACGAGCGCCUCCUGCGCCUCCUGUUCCAGAACCUCAUUCUCGAGGAGCGACCCGAGAUCCGCAUGGCAUCCGAGACGGCCUGGGUCGCGUGCCUCGCGCACGCCCGGCGCGUGCCCAACGGCCUGCCGCAGCUCGUCGCGCACGUUCAGCCGCACCUCGCCGCCUGGUUCGCCCUCCUGCACUCGCCCAUCGGCACGCCGAUCAGCUCGAGCCUGCUCUGGUCGCCCGUCAAGAGCCUGAGCGGGCAGGGCGGCGUCACGUACAACGUCGACAAGCCGAUGAUCAACCAGGACCUCGCGCUCGUCUCGGUCGAGGCCAUCACGCGCGGCAAGGCGUCGGGUGCGCAGGCGCUCGGCCAGCUCCUCGCGACAUGGCCAGUCGAGUCGCACGACGCGGCGUUCGCGCCGUACGUCGAGGGCGAACUCGCGUCCCAGUCGGCCCUCCAGCGCUUCCUCGCGGCCAUCGUCGUCGAGGAGUGGGCCCACGCGACCCGCUCGGUCAAGGUCGAGUCGCCGAUCGCGCAAAGCUCGUCUCUCGCGACGCGCAUCGCCAUACAGCUCCACGCCCUGUUGGCCGCCGAGGCGCCGGCGUCGUACGCCGAGAUGGACCCGGUCCUCGCCCGUCUGCGCGCCGACUCGACCGCGUUUUACGCCGCGUUCGGCACGCAGGGCAAGGUGCCCGCCGACAAGGUCCCGUCGGUCCCCGACGCGUUCGGGCUCGCCCAGGCGCAGCUCGUCGCCGGCAGCUUCAGCGCGCUCGUGCCGCUCAUGCAGGCCAAGUCGAAGAAGGCGGUCCUGCCCGGCCUCGAGGAGCGUCAGCGCAAGGUCCUCGGCGGCAUCGCCUACUUCGAGCGCGUCAAGGCCAAGCACGACCGCCAGGUCUUUGCCGCGCUCGGCGGCGCCGUCAUCGCGCUCCAGAGCAUCCCGGCCAAGAUCACGCCGCUCAUCCGCAGCGUAACCAACAGCAUCAAGACGGAGGACAACCUCGACCUGCAAGCUCGCUCGGCACGCGCCAUCGCCGCCCUCAUCGACCUGUGCUCGUCGCCGACGUCCGCGUUGCGCGUCAACCCGUCCGACAAGCUCAUCAAGAACCUGUGCGCGUUCCUGUGUCAAGACGUGUCGCGCACGCCCAUCUUUGCGGCGACCAAGACGAGCUCGGCCGGCAUCCUCACGCUCCAGUACAACCCGGCGAGGGGCACCGUCGACAAGCCGGCCAAGGACAAGGCGGUCGAGGUCGAGUCGGACGAGGUCAAGGCAGCCAAGCUCGUCUACCGCGGUGCGCAGCUCGCCCUGUCCGAGUUGGCCGAGCGCUUCGGCCCGCUCUUGCUCGAGCGCGUCCCCAAGCUGUGGAGCUGCAUGGCCGACGCGCUCCUCGAGGUCUUUUCGUCGGGCGACAUCAAGCAGGCCGACGCCAUUCUCGCCGACGACGACCAAAAGGGCCAAGACGUCGUCGACGCCCUCACGGUCCUGCCCGUCGCCGCCGCCAAGCUCACGCCGGCGCUUCAUGAGCGGCUCGCGUCGCUGUUCCCGCCGCUCUCGGUCGCCACCCGCAGCGAGUUUGCCGUCGUUCGCUAUGCCGUCGCCAAGUCGUUCGCGACGCUGUGCGACAUCAGCCCGGUCGAGGGUCUGCGCCACGUCGUUGAGAGCGUCAUCCCGGUACUCGGCGACCCGCUCAACGUCAACAACCGCCGAGGCGCCAUCGAGCUCAUCUCGCACCUCGUCGAGCUGCUCGACAUCAAGAUCCUGCCCUACGUCAUCUUCCUCGUCGUGCCCGUCCUCGGCCGCAUGAGCGACCCGGACGACGAGGUGCGGCUCGUCGCGACCAACACGUUCGCCUCGCUCGUCAAGCUCGUCCCUCUCGAGGCCGGCCUCCCCGACCCUCCCGGCUUCUCGGACGAGCUGCUCGCCAAGCGCGAGACCGAGCGCGAGUUCCUCAUGCAGCUCCUCGACGGCAGCAAAGUCGUCGAGUACAAGGUCCCUGUCGACAUGGGCAUCGAGCUGCGCAAGUACCAGCGUGACGGCGUCAGCUGGCUCGCUUUCCUCGCUCGAUACCAGCUGCACGGUCUGCUUUGCGACGACAUGGGCCUCGGCAAGACGUUGCAGUCGAUCACGAUCCUCGCGAGCAUGCACCACGAGCGCGCCGAGCGGCACAAGGCGACCAACUCGCCCGACUCGGUCCACCUCCCGUCCCUCAUCGUCUGCCCACCGACGCUCACCGGGCACUGGAAGCACGAGAUCAACACGUACGCGCCGGCGCUGCGCUGCGUCAUCUACACCGGCCCUCGCGCCGACCGCGACCGCCUCCUGCGCAACCUGCGCAAGUACGACGCCGUCAUCCUGUCGUACGACGUCGCGCGCAACGACGUCGACGUCCUGUCGCCGGUCGACUGGCACUACUGCAUCCUCGACGAGGGCCACGUCAUCAAGAACGGCAAGACCAAGCUCACGCAGGCCGUCAAGUCGCUCAAGGCGAUCCACCGCCUCAUCCUGUCGGGCACGCCGAUCCAGAACAACGUGCUCGAGCUGUGGUCGCUGUUCGACUUCCUCAUGCCGGGCUUCCUCGGCUCGGAGAAGGCCUUCAACGACCGGUUCGGCAAGCCCAUCGCCGCGAGCCGCGACGCCAAAAGCUCGUCCAAGGAGCAAGAGGCCGGCGCGCUCGCGCUCGAGGCCCUGCACAAGCAGGUGCUGCCGUUCAUCCUCCGUCGCCUCAAGGAGGACGUCCUCGACGACCUGCCGCCCAAGAUCAUCCAGGACUACCACGUCGAGCUGUCGCCGCUCCAGAAGCAGCUGUACGACGACUUUUCCGGGUCGCAGGCCAAACAGGUCGCCGAGGGCGAGGUCAAGGGCUCGUCGACGUCGAGCGACAAGCCGCAGCACGUCUUCCAAGCGCUCCAGUACCUGCGCAAGCUCGUCAACCACCCGGCGCUCGUCUUCAAGCCCGAGGUCCCUCAGCACCAGGCCGCCCUCGCCAAGGUCUCGGGCGAUGGGACGUCGGUCCGCGACAUCGUGCACGCACCCAAGAUCAAGGCGCUACAACAGAUCCUCGUCGACUGCGGCAUCGGCGCGAGCAACCCUGCGGCCGACUCGGCGCCCGACGGCGCCGUUCCUCAGCACCGCGCCCUCAUCUUCUGCCAGCUCAAGGGCAUGCUCGACAUUGUCGAGAACGACCUCCUGCGCGCCCUCAUGCCGUCCGUCACCUACAUGCGCCUCGACGGCACCACCGACGUCUCGAAGCGGCACGCCAUCUGCCAGACGUUCAACAGCGACCCGUCGAUCGACUGUCUCCUCCUCACGACGCACGUCGGCGGGCUCGGGCUCAACCUCACGGGCGCCGACACGGUCAUCUUCGUCGAGCACGACUGGAACCCGAUGAAGGACCUGCAGGCCAUGGACCGAGCGCAUCGUCUCGGGCAGAAGAAGGUCGUCAACGUCUACCGCUUGAUCAUGCGCGGCACGCUCGAGGAGAAGAUCAUGGGACUGCAGCGCUUCAAGCUCAACAUCGCGUCGACCAUCGUCUCGCAGCAAAACUCGGACCUGUCGUCGCUCGGCACCGACCAGAUCCUCGACCUCUUCCAGGUCUCGGACACGCCGGCUCCCGCCGCAGGAGCCUCGACCGGCGCCGACGGCGACAAGCCCAUGUCGCAAAAGGCCAUCCUCGAGUCGCUCGACGCAGGGCAAGACGACGACGACUACCAGCUCGACCUCGCCUCGUUCCUCUCGGCGGCCUGAACGCCCUGCCGCGACUCGUACAUUCCCUCUGCAUACCCCCACCGUCCUGUCCUGUCGACGCCCUGUUGCUAUACCACCUCGCCUUCCUCGU